Mangifera indica (mango) is the source of this 1074-nucleotide messenger RNA. Its product is annotated as GDSL esterase/lipase At5g42170-like. Lineage: Eukaryota; Viridiplantae; Streptophyta; Magnoliopsida; Sapindales; Anacardiaceae. The record is from RefSeq and is a predicted model, not a curated record. Gene Ontology annotation, molecular function: hydrolase activity, acting on ester bonds. Gene Ontology annotation, cellular component: extracellular region. The coding region runs from base 1 to 1074 and encodes 357 amino acids. The transcript has 5 exons.
AUGCCUUUCAUCAAUUAUGCUUCAAUAUAUUCUCUUUUGGUCAUUACCAUUCUUCGAGUCUACACAUGUGAAGCCAUAGUAAAGUUCAAUGUGACAGUUUCCGCUUUCUUCGCCUUUGGAGAUUCCAUACUUGAUUCAGGAAACAACAACAACCAACUUACACUUCUUAGGUGCAAUUUCCCACCGUACGGAAGGGACUUCAUGGGAGGAAAGGCAACUGGAAGAUAUUGCAAUGGAAAGAAUCCUGCUGACAUACUUGUGGAAAAAUUGGGACUCAAAGAGGUUUUGCCGGCAUAUCUUGAUCCAAAUAUACAAAGCAAAGACCUCCUCACAGGAGUAAACUUUGCUUCGGGCGGGGCAGGAUAUGAUUCUCUGACAUCUGAGAAAGUGUCAGCUAUACCUCUAACAAAACAAUUACGAAUGUUCGAAGAAUACAUGGGAAAGGUGAAAGAGUUUGUUGGAGAAGAAGCAGCAAGGAAAAUUACAGCCAAUAGCGUAAGUAUGGUAUCAGCAAGCAGUAAUGACAUUGCCAACACAUAUUUUCUCAAUAGCUUCCGGCCAGAAUUCAAUAUUUCUGGUUACACCGAUCUUUUGGCUGCCUCAGCUUCAGACUUUCUUGAUGGACUAUAUAACCGGGGAGCACGAAAGAUUGGCGUCUUUGGGGCACCACCGUUAGGAUGUCUACCAAUUAUAAGAACUUUUAAAGGAGCGGAACACAGAAGUUGUGUAACAAACCUCAACGAAGCAGCACAAUUGUUUAACUCUAAGCUGAAAGUAGUGCUUCAUAACCUCAAGGCAAAAUAUCCCGAUUCCAGGAUUGUCUUGAUUGAUGACUACACCAUUGUGAAUGAUAUGAUCCAAGCUCCGGAGACAUAUGGAUUUGAAGUUAGUGACAAAGGAUGCUGUGGUACGGGAACAUUUGAAGUAGGAAUUCUUUGCAAUCAGUGGACUCUGAAUUCAUGUUUUGAUGCCUCCAAGUAUGUUUUCUGGGACAGUUACCACCCAACAGAAGCAGCCUAUAGAGUAGUCGUGGAUCACGUCUACCAAAAUAUUAUAAACGGGUUGUUAUUGUGA